Molecule: messenger RNA, 3996 nt
Organism: Strongylocentrotus purpuratus (purple sea urchin)
Lineage: Eukaryota; Metazoa; Echinodermata; Echinoidea; Camarodonta; Strongylocentrotidae
Product: phosphatidylinositol N-acetylglucosaminyltransferase subunit A
Exons: 13
Coding region: 86-1513 (475 amino acids)
Biological process (GO): GPI anchor biosynthetic process
Cellular component (GO): glycosylphosphatidylinositol-N-acetylglucosaminyltransferase (GPI-GnT) complex
Molecular function (GO): phosphatidylinositol N-acetylglucosaminyltransferase activity
Source: RefSeq, a predicted model, not a curated record
GAUACGAAUAUUGAAUGAUGAUUCCACCUAAAGUUUUUCCAUCACCGGGAAUAACCUUGUAAUCGAGUCAAACUUUGGUACUAAAAUGAAGCAUAACGUUUGUAUGGUGUCAGACUUUUUCUUCCCUAAUACUGGAGGUGUUGAGAGUCAUAUCUAUCAGUUAUCACAAUGUUUGUUAGCCAGAGGUCAUAAGGUGGUUGUGAUCACCCAUGCAUACGGUGAAAGAACAGGGAUCAGAUACCUUACAAACUUUCUCAAGGUAUAUUACUUGCCAUUCGGUCCAUUCUACAAUCAGUGUGUCCUACCUACGGUGUUUACAACCCUGCCUCUUAUUAGGAAUAUACUCAUCAGAGAAAACAUCACCAUCGUUCAUGGUCACUCAUCCUUCUCUACAAUGGCCCAUGAAGCCAUGUUUCAUGCUAAAACCAUGGGUUUAAAGACAGUCUUUACAGACCAUUCUCUCUUUGGUUUCGCUGAUGCAAGUUCCAUCAUCACCAACGCCAUCCUUCAAUUCUCAUUGGCUGAUGUCAAUCAUGUGAUCUGCGUGUCACACACAAGUAAAGAGAACACUGUCCUGAGGGCAUCUAUGUCACCUAGUCUUGUCUCGGUCAUACCCAAUGCUGUGGAUCCUACUGUCUUUAAACCUGAUACAUCCAAGAGGAAACAAGAUAGAAUAACGAUUGUGAUAGUGAGUCGUCUGGUGUACAGGAAAGGUAUGGAUCUACUUGCUGCCAUCAUACCUAUCAUAUGUAAAGCACAUCAUGAUGUAGACUUCCUCAUUGGUGGAGAUGGGCCGAUGAGAAUCAAUAUUGAAGAAGUAAGAGAGCGUUACCUGCUUCAGGAAAGGGUCACUAUGCUGGGGGCUGUCCAACAUUCAAAUGUCAAAAACGUGCUGAACCAAGGAGACAUAUUCAUCAAUGCAUCACUCACUGAAGCCUUCUGUAUAGCCAUUGUGGAAGCAACUCUGUGUGGAUUACAGGUUGUGAGUACGAGAGUAGGAGGAGUGCCUGAAGUCUUGCCUGAAGAUCUUAUACUACUUGUUGAACCUAGUGUGAAAGGUAUCUUGAGUGGAUUAGAAGAAGCCAUAUCAAGAAGAAGAAUGGGAACCUUUCUGUGUCCUGAGGCCGUCUAUCAACGCAUGGCUCAUGUCUAUACCUGGCAAAAUGUUGCCAAGAGAACAGAGAAAGUUUAUGAUAGCAUAUUGAAUGAUGAAACUCUUAGCCUAUCACAACGAUUUGAGUGCUACUACAAGUGUGGACCAGCAGCAGGAAAAUUCUUUGUUCUUCUUGCAGCGAUCAACUUCAUUUUCUUCUGGUUCUUGGAGUGGUUUUGUCCGAGAGAGGAUAUUGACAUGGUCCCUGGAUUGCCAGAAGCACAGUCAUUGACCAAAGGAACGGAAUGCCCUUCUGCUACCACUAGGACUUUAGAUCCUUCUGCAACUAAAGACUAUCCUGCAUUGAGUCACAGAGUAACAAGGUCUAAGGCAAGGAGAAAGCAAGUUGUACAGAGUUGAUAGAGGACUAUCAAGAGACUUUAGAUCCUUCUGCAACUGAAGUCUCUCCUGCAUUGAGUCACAGAGUAACAAGGUCUAAGGCAAGGAGAAAGCAAGUUGUAAAGAGUUGAUAGAGGACUAUCAAGAGACUUUAGAUCCUUCUGCAACUGAAGUCUCUCCUGCAUUGAGUCACAGAGUAACAAGGUCUAAGGCAAGGAGAAAGCAAGUUGUACAGAGUUGAUAGAGGACUAUCAAGAGACUUUAGAUCCUUCUGCAACUGAAGUCUCUCCUGCAUUGAGUCACAGAGUAACAAGGUCUAAGGCAAGGAGAAAGCAGGUUGUACAGAGUUGAUAGAGGACUAUCAAGAGACUUAAGAUCCUUCUGCAACUGAAGUCUCUCCUGCAUUGAGUCACAGAGUAACAAGGUCUAAGGCAAUGAGAAAGCAAGUUGUAAAGAGUUGAUAGAGGGCUAUCAAGAGACUAUAGAUCCUUCUGCAACUGAAGACUCUCCUGCAUUGACUCACAGAGUAACAAGGUCUAAGGCAAGGAGAAAGUAAGUUGUACAGAGUUGAUAGAGGGCUAUCAAGAGACUUAUACAGUUAUCCUUAGUUGACAGUGAGAGACUCAGAGGAUGGACCACAUCUUGCAGUGCGGCGGAACGGGUUGCACAGAUGAAGACCUGGCCCUUGUGAAUGAAACGGCCAUUGCAGCAAUCGGGCGGUGGAAGAACUUAAUUUAAUUUAAUUUAAUUUAAUUAAGGAACUUUACAUAACUAUCUUAAUCUAAGGAGACACGAACAAACAAAGUGUAGGUAUGUAUUGAAUACCACUACUCACUUCCAUGCCAUGGAUGGCAAAUCUUUGCCGAGAAUUGAAUAUUUUAUUUAGACUCAGAAUGGCUGCAUUUCCCCCUUAAAACAGAAUCAGGUACCUUCAUUGUAAAGUUGAAGUAUGUAUUCUAUACCCAGUUUGCUGAUGAAACAAAUAAUUUUCAUGGACCAUAUUCAAUGCUUGAUUUAAUGAAAAUUAACUGCAUUGUCAUCUGGAAACUUUUUCGCAAAUCAUGAGAAAUUGAAAAAAGAGGUUGCAUUAUCAUCAGUGUAUUUUUUCUAAAAGCACAAGAUGUGCUGAUGUUUUGUUUUGUCUUAAAUCUCUUCUUACAAAGAAUGAUUAAUAUUAACCUUUACAAAGUCUUCUAUUAGUCUUGAAACAAUAUAAAGGUUCAGAUUUAUAUGGCCAGCCCAGACAACUUUAACCUUCAUUUCAAUGUUCCUUUUACUCAUUCUGAAUCAGUAUUCAUUUCUAAGAGUCCAUGAAAUAUUGGGAAAUUAUGUGGGAGUGGGAAUACUGAAUGUAUCCCCAAAAUUGGUUGAGAUGCAAAAUUAUCUUCUCUACUCUUUAAAAGUAAAUUUACACUCAAUCUAGGGUAUCUUAAAUAUGCUGGUAUGUUAAAACUUUUGUCUAAAUUUUGCCUCAAAUAAACAUAUUCCCCAAAAUGAAAUGAAGUGAAUAAGAAAUAUUUUGACCCAAAUGACCCAAGUCUUGAUUUAUUGAUAUGAUAUGAAGAGGAGAUUAGACAAGUAUGUGAUAUACUACAUAUCUGUAUCUAAAUUCAUGAUACUUACUUAAUGAGCGAUGAUGUAUGUAUAAAAGUGGAAAUGUAUCCACUCUUUGUUCUUUCAGUAAGGUAUUGUUAUGCAAUCAUACAUAUUGUAUUUGCAGCUGAUGAAUGCUAUUCCAAAUGUAAGUACUGUUCUUAUGCAAAUCUACAUGAUUGAAUGGAAGACCACCUCUAUUAGUGAUUAUAAAUGUCAGAAAUAAAUAAAUGAAUAAAUUGUGCAUGAAUCUCUUUCACUCAAAUGUAUUUUAUAUUUUUUUUGGACAGUCUUACACCACCAUGGUUUGAAAUGUGAUGUUAGAGUUAGGAAUGCUGUGAAUGUAUUAGGAUUUGUUUUACCUAUAACGUCAACUCUCUGACCAGAAUAUCAUUCUUGUGUCAAAUAAGAAUUUGAAUCAAUCACUGUGCUCAGAACUGCCAUUGUGUAGCGUAACAACCAUUUUUUUUUAAAGCAUAACAUAUUGGGAAUAUUUAUUAUGCAUUUCAAGUACCUAUGCAAUUUUUUUUUCUAUGGUUGAAUUGAUUCUCUUUCCAUCUGAAGUGUUUCAUAAGUUCCAUGGACAGUUGUUUAUCUUUUCACUGUGGUUUGAAAUGUUAUGUCAUGCUUUGGACCAAUUUUAUCAAAAUUAGCAUCUGACCAGAAUGUUCAUAUUAGAAUUGGAAUUAAAUCCCUGUUCCCAGAACUGCCAUAUAGUAGCAUAACAAUAAUGUGCUGCGUUUCAAGUUUGGGAAUAUGGUGUAAAAUUGUAAGACAAAAAGAUGUAAGUUUGAGUGGAAAUGCAUUCCUGAAUAUGUAUCUUUUGACAAAUUUGUAUAUAUAUGAGAUAAGGAAUAUAGAAAAUGGUAUAGGAGAUUGAAUUUUUUAUAUUAAAAUUAUCAUAUUUUAGA